Messenger RNA from Ogataea philodendri, 1647 nucleotides. RefSeq lists its product as uncharacterized. Lineage: Eukaryota; Fungi; Ascomycota; Pichiomycetes; Pichiales; Pichiaceae. The transcript is spliced from 3 exons. The coding region runs from base 1 to 1647 and encodes 548 amino acids. The record is from RefSeq and is a predicted model, not a curated record. Gene Ontology annotation, cellular component: cytoplasm. Gene Ontology annotation, biological process: protein dephosphorylation. Gene Ontology annotation, molecular function: phosphatase activity; inositol diphosphate tetrakisphosphate diphosphatase activity.
AUGAAAAUUAAAGCCAAAAUCGUUCCGAACGGUAAUGCUAAAGACGAGUCUUUAGCCCAAAUUAUGAUGUUGAGGACGAAUAGGACGAUCAGCACAAAUCCACUUAGCAAACUUCCAGACAAAAACGACACUGUUCUCCAGGAAGCUCUUUGUCUGUGGGUGAACGUCUUGAAAGUGUGCCUUGAAGUCGCUCUUGACAGUUCUCAAGAACACGAUCGACACGGCCAGGGACACAAGGGAUGCAACAACCAUAGAGUUGACCAAAGCAAACCAGUGCAUUUUGCUGUCAUGGGAUGCUCCUCCAGGAGUUCUGAACAUCUUCCAUCUAUUUUCGUAAUUGACGUCCACCUCCUCACGCCAGUAGACAGAGUAUGUGAAAGGCACCACCACCUUGUCCUUAGCAUUUGGAUUAAUGGCAAAGUUGGCGUAAUUCUUGGAUGCACCAGGGCAGCGGAAAUCGGAAACAGACUUUGGAUAAACCUCAAAUCCGACAAUAGCCUUUUGGUCAGUCUUUCCGCUCUCUUUGUGCCAUCUAAUAACCAACAUAACAUGAUUAUGAAGGUAGCUAACUCCGUUCUCGACAAAACCAAGGGGAAAUCCAGCAACAUAGUACUUUUCGGACUUUUCUUUUCCCUUGGCAGGUUUGCUAAAAGUUGUGGCACCUGGGAGGCCAUCGAUGAUCCACUCGACCAUGUACUCGUUCUUGAUGAGUUCGUCUGCGCGCUUCAACCCGUUGGUUCUGAUCACUCUAUCACAAAGUCGCACACAGGGUUCAUCCUCCUGAAAUUUGAGAUGAGAAGAGGGCUUAAAACAAAUACAAACAAAAGUUGGAAGUUCCAUCUCUACACCAUGCGUGAAGGAAAAAAAAAAAUAACAAUUGGGUUAUUUUGUUACACCUCUGCACCAAAUUCAUUAAGCAUUCACAUGUUGUCUCAAGGAGACCAAAUAUUGGACCAGUUGCGCCAGUACGAUGCUCGCAAAUAUCUACUUCGAACGCAAUCCGACCUGGUCGAGGAGACGAUCGACUCGGACCUCGCAAGCAGCCUUGGUCGCAGCAAAAUAGACGAUUCGCAAGAGAUAGCCCGUCGCCACCGGUAUACCGCAUUAAAGAUCAAAGACGACCGUCCGAGGUAUGUCCCGCCUAUCAAUUUUGCUAUUGUGGAGGCCGAAUUGUAUCGGUCAGGUCAUCCCCAGCCGAACAACUUUGAGUUCCUGGAUACGCUCAAUUUAAAGACCAUCAUAUAUCUUGGAGACAAGACGGACAACUACGACUACUACAAGUGGAUAGCGGACCAUUCUGGCGAGCGAACGAUAAGUUUCCGGUUUUUCAAAAUGAAGCCGCCGUCUACGUUUGGCACGUCGCAUUUGUUCAACGACGAGGUGGCUUUGAACACGGUUUUGAAUCUGGUUGCGAAUAAAGAAAAUUACCCGAUUCUCAUCCACUCCAACAAGGGGAAACAUCGGGUCGGAGUGCUUGUUGGGCUGAUUCGCAAGUUUCUACAAGGGUGGAACUUGAGCGGGACGUUUGACGAGUACGCCAAGUUCGCAAGAGAGAAAGGUGAAGGAGACCUGGAGUUUAUUGAAAUGUUUAAACCGAUCGUCAAGAUCGAUGCUGACCGGAAACCGGAUUUCAUACGAACAGGAUAA